CGCGUGUUGACGAUAGGAGGUUUCGUGACCAGCACUUGUGAAAGCGCAAAAAGACUUUCUAAGACUUUUGAAGACUAGAAGAAAGAACAGGAAACACGUUUUCGGGAAAAUACUAGAAAAAAACGGCCAAUUACCGACAAUAAAGAACCAGAACAUCACCCAAUACAAUGACUGACUGGAUGUUGAUUGUUCGCGCUAAUAAAUUUGACCGGCGUUGUCAUAGAAACUGGCGUCAUGUGUUUAGCUAUUUACAAUUCUCCAUGGAGUUUGAGGCCACUAUUAUUAACCAUUGGAUUGCAAAGGAGGAGUGCUACACGACAAGGGCUUUAGAUUCCGUUUUUAAAGGACUACGAUUCAAAGUCCCUCUAUAGUACGAAGCUAUCUACGUUGAGCAACGCCGGAACACUGCAUCGCUUCACCAACGACUUCAUCCAAGAGUCUAUAUUUAAUAUCGCUUACAUUAUCAUUUACAGACAAAUACUAUAGGAUUCUGGACUUCUAAAUAAGGUUUCUUUCUUAAGUGGUCUAAAUUUUGGAAGAGGACUUUAUUUUGCUACGGUAUGGGUUGUGGAUCUUCGAGCGCCAAAGCUGCUUCUCCCACACCACAGAAACCUCUACAAAACCAAAACGGGGUCCUUACAACGAAUCAUUCCGAUAGCCAACGCAAACUUAAGGAAUCCAAGCAGACAAGCCAUGCCAAGGAGGAUAAAUACGAUAACAAUAGCAAUGAAAAACCCAACAUCAAACCAGAGAGCAAUCAAGAUCUCGUUAUACCAACCGUAAACCAAGAAAAUGAGAAAAAUAGACUUAAUUCGUCUAAGUUAAAUGAUAUCAAAGGAAGGAAUGAAAGUUUAGUUCCAAUGACUGGAGUUGCAUUUGAAGUCAAUUUAGAUGAAAAUUCAAAAAGGAAAGAGAUUAGACGAGUUCCUAAAUUACAGAAAUUGGAAAAUGUUACAGUGCUUACUGCCGAGAUGCUUGCCAAGAAACAAGCUAUUGCUGAGGAGAACAGACAAAAGGAAAUUCAAAGAAAAUUAGCUAAAACGACCAGAAGAAAAAAGAAGUUACUUGAAGCAAGAGAACUAGACAGAGCACAAGAGAAAUUCACAGAGCUUGAAGAAAAAAUGAAAGUCCAAAAAAUGAAAAGAGCACAAAUCCAAGCAGAGAUUAUUUCAAAGCAACGAAGAAGAGAACUGCGAGCACAGCAAGUGAGGGCAAGAGCAGAAAAAAUAAGAGAAGGAGGAGAUAAUGUGGAGCUUGAUCUUGAUCCUGAUAAUACGUACAAUGCUGAUGAAGAAGACCAAUCAUGGGACACUGAUAAAACUGAGACCAACCCAAGUAGUAUUUCACUGCCGAGCAGUAGUAUAACACAGAUACAAGAACAAGACGAACCAAAGGCAAAAGAGAUAACAGAUAACACAGAACAGUCUGUUCAUGAUUUUUUUGAAGAAUAAUCUCAAGUAACGUUGUUAUUUAAAUUUAAGCUUAUUUAUUUGAUAUUGAUAAUGCAUUAUAUUAUUUAUUAAGAUUUUCUCUCAUUAUAAAAAAGAUUUAAUUUCUUUAYAGUAUUUAUUGAAGAGCAAUGUAAUUUUUUAGACAAAAUUCAAAAGCUAGAUGCACAUAUUUUAAGCUCAUCUUAACACGCGAUUUCUUUGACUUCAAAACCCUUCAUUUACAAACUUCAGUUUGAAAAAAGAGCGACUUUCAAAUCUAAAUGAGUUACAAUAUAGAAUGACAUCAAAUUGGGUAUACAUAAGACCCAAAUGCUAUAAAAUAAAGGGUCAUAUCAAAGAAUUUGCCGUAAAAGAUAGGAGAUUUUUAGGGGAAUAUUUUGAAGAGUAAAUAAAAGACAGUAAAUCUGAAAGCAAAUAUUUUCAUUGAGAUUUUUUAAACUCAAACUUCAUGACACGUGCAAAGAAUAGCACGAACAUUUACCAGUUUGUAUAAGAUAAAUGGAUAAUUGGAAGAAUGGAAAAUGGAUAAAAUGAAUGAAUGAAUGAAUGGCAAAAACAAUGGUUUAGAAAUAAGUCUGAAAUCAGAAUUCUAGAGUUACUAUAAACUUUAUACAAAUUAAAUUAAGUGAACUAAGUAUUAAAGUCAUUGAAAAGCAAAAGUACUCACACAAUUAUGAUAGUUUAGAUUUUACCAUAAUAUUAUAACAAUGCUAAUUUAUUUUUAUAGAGUGAAAAAAUAAAUA
Molecule: messenger RNA, 2194 nt
Organism: Actinia tenebrosa (Australian red waratah sea anemone)
Lineage: Eukaryota; Metazoa; Cnidaria; Anthozoa; Actiniaria; Actiniidae
Source: RefSeq, a predicted model, not a curated record